Dothidotthia symphoricarpi CBS 119687 is the source of this 810-nucleotide messenger RNA. RefSeq lists its product as uncharacterized. Lineage: Eukaryota; Fungi; Ascomycota; Dothideomycetes; Pleosporales; Dothidotthiaceae. The transcript has a single exon. The coding region runs from base 389 to 700 and encodes 103 amino acids. The record is from RefSeq and is a predicted model, not a curated record.
UUGAACGUACAAUUCGCCUACGCGUCCAAUCACCAUCUUUCCGUCUGCCACCAGACUAAUGUCGUGUCAAGCUGUCAGGUUCCUUCAAGCAAAGUGGCCGAGAGCAUUACAUGUCAGUCUUGCCGGCAUCGGGUAACUGUCAACCUCAACCGAGCCGCUCCCGUCCGAAACCUGUACCAGGCAAUCGUUCAACUUCUCCAUACCACUACAGAUGGCCAGAUAGGACCGCUGAUAUAUACUGGAGCACUUGCAACUCGACUAUGGCGUCUGAACACCAAUCCCAUUACGCAACUAGUCGCUUUUGUAUCGAUCCAUAUACUCCAUUCUCUCAGUGUUGUAACACACUCUUGUAACCAAACGUCACCUAUCUCGACUUCCCGACUCUACAAUGCACAUCAAGACACUCACUAUUGCAGUUGCUAUGGUGACCAUAGUCAUUGCGGCCCCCAUCCCCCUUCACCAUACGAACACCGAGCGUCUUCCCAACCAUCCGGCCUCGACACCAGACUUGGGGAGCAAGACUCUGUAUCUACAAUCACACGAGACUGCGAUGAUCACUGGUCAGGGCCAUGUUGUUGACACAUCAACUAUGGUACCAGAGAGUGAUCCGGAAGACAUGUCUCUGUCUUGCGAAUCUUUACACGCGUUCGUAUGGUGGUAUUUAGGCAGGAUCUGGGAGAGCGUCUGGCUUAUUGUUUGAAUGGAGUAAAUCAUGCAUUAUACGCUUUAUUGUAUGCCUCUUUUCCAAGGUAUUUGAAUGCCUGCACGAACAAAAUCGUUAUGUUUGUAUCCUUUCCAGACAAAGCGCAA